Molecule: messenger RNA, 2137 nt
Organism: Malaclemys terrapin pileata
Lineage: Eukaryota; Metazoa; Chordata; Testudines; Emydidae
Gene: OMD
Product: osteomodulin
Exons: 3
Coding region: 112-1377 (421 amino acids)
Molecular function (GO): protein binding
Source: RefSeq, a predicted model, not a curated record
CAUUGUAGAUUUUAAGAGCAUCAUAUCAGAUUUGAGUAUUUUGUUAUCUCUAGAGGAUCUGCAACACGACCAUUAUCUGGGAACUAGAGAAAAAUUUAAUCAGGGUACUACAUGAAAACAAAAAAAAUGAGGUUUCUAUGUCAACUAUCAAUUAUCCCUCUUCUAUUUGGAGCUAUGGUCAUUUGUCAGCAUGAAGGUUAUGACUUUGAGGAUGAAUAUGACCAAGAGCCAGAUGAUGAAUACCCACCUAUUUUUCAUUUUAAUCCCAGUGUAGAAUAUGUAGUUCCUCAUUUUCCUACUCCAGCCAAGUGUGCUCAAGAAUGCUUUUGCCCACCAACUUUUCCAUUAUCAAUGUAUUGUGACCAUCGGAAACUUAAGAUGAUACCACAUAUUCCUUCUCACAUCCAACAACUCUAUCUUCAGCAUAAUGACAUUGAAGCUGUGACUGCAGAAUCUUUUGUUAAUGCCACUGCCUUGAGAGAAAUUAACCUUAGCCAUAACAAAAUUAAAUCUCAUAUGAUUGACCAUGGUGUUUUUGCCAAACUUUCAAAUCUUGUGCAACUUCACUUAGAACACAAUAAAUUGGAUGAAUUUCCAUUUCCUCUUCCCAGCUCUCUAGAACGACUCUUUCUCAGUUCCAAUGAGAUUUCCAGAUUACCUGGAAAUGCCCUGCAAGGGUUAGUAAAUGUGACCAUGCUUGAUCUCUGCAAUAACUAUCUUGAUGACUCCCUACUCAAAGGAAAAUACUUGUCAAAUAUGAAAAAUCUAAUGCAGAUCAACCUAUGCAACAACAGAUUACAGACUAUGCCUCCUGAUCUCCCAUUUUCACUUAUAUAUCUCUCUCUCGAAAAUAACUUAAUUUCUUACAUUCCAGAAAACUAUUUCAAUAGACUUCCAAAAAUAACUGCUCUAAGAAUGUCACACAACAACCUGCAGGAAGUCCCAUAUAAUGUUUUUAACCUUUCCAACCUUGUAGAACUCAAUCUUGGACACAACAAGCUGAAGCAAGCAUUCUAUAUUCCAAGAAGUCUGCAGCAUUUGUAUAUUGAAGACAAUGACAUUGAAUUUGUAAAUAUUACUUUGAUGUGUCCUUCUAUUGAUCCAAGGAAUAUCAAUCAUUUAACCUAUAUUCGGAUGGACCAAAAUAAGCUUACAGCUCCAAUAAGCACAUAUGCAUUCUUCUGCUUUCCCCACAUACGCAUUAUUUAUUAUGGUGAACAAAAAGGUAGUGUCAGCCAAUCAACACAACUGAGAACUCCAGUUGUCCGCAGAUUUUUAACACCAGAAGAAUAUGAUGAAGCAGAAGAUGGUCACGAAACAGAAGAUGGUCAUGAAGAAGGAGAAAGAGAAGAUGACUACUUUCAUCCUUACUUUUAAUGAAGUAAUUAUAAAGUACAAGGAAAGUAUGAAUUUUUCUGUAUCAGCUCAAUAGUGGUUAAAUCAGAUUCCAAGUAUAUACAACAGUGCUUUCUAACCUUUUCCUGGCAACUAAUUAUUAUGUGAGUGAACUAAUCCUUAACUGUACCAAUCAUUACCCUUUCCCUUUCCCUCAUAUUCCAACUCAGAAGAGAACUUGGUUAUACUAGUUUUGCAAUUUGGGCUAAACUUUUUGCAUAUAUUUUUGUUUAUUUUAAUUUUAAAUAUAUACUGAGUGGUUUUGGUUUAACACAACUGAAAGCAUAAAAAUGCUCUUAAUUUGAGAAAAACAUUUAGGACCUUAACUGUGAAACUGGUCUGCAUCAUUUGUACAGUAUCUGUAUCAUCUAAAUUCAAAAGAAAAUGCACAAUGAGUAGUUUCUUAAUCGUUUCAAUUUCGUGCAGUAUUGCAACAUUAGAAUUAGAGAGAAGAUUCAUUAAAUAGCAGUUGUCAUAUAAAACAUAGCAACAUUAAAAAGACGUGAGAAAAAACAAAAAUAUUUUCUGAUCUAGCUUGGACAAUAACUAUUGAUAUAGGUUUUAUUCCUUAUUCCUUUUUUCCCAUAGAUGAAUAAGUUAUGUUGCUUUACUUUCUGUGCCAUUAUACACUCAAAAGCACACACUCCAUAUUUUCAGGUUUCAGAGUAGCAGCCGUGUUAGUCUGUAUCCGCAAAAAGAACAGGAGUACUUGUGGCACCUUAGAGACUAACAAAUUUAUUAU